GGUCCCCGGGGCGGGGAAUCGUUGUGGGGCUCGGCCGCUGGGCCCCGGGCUCCCGGGUAGCCCAUGGCGGGUAGCGACGUGGCUAGUGAGGGGUCAUCGCCGAGGGGCGGCGCGACCCGGAGAACCGGGGCCACCGGCGGGCUGCGGAGCCAGACGGCCGCCAGCUGCCCCCAGCCGCUGUCCGCUGCUGAAGCUCCGGCCGAGCGUGGCGCGCUGCCCGCCUGGAUGCGCCUCUACUUCUAUGGGAUGCACGGCAUCACCCUGGACGUGCUGGUGUCCUCUGCCAGGCGCUUCGCCCGCAGCCUGGAUCUGCGGAUGCUGGGCUUCUCUUCGCCCUACCGCUGCCUCCUGCACUCGCUCACCCACUUCGCCCUGGAGCAGCUCUACCUGCAGCGGCCGCGUUGCCCCAGCGCCUUCCUCUUCAAUUUCCUGCUCUACCCCUCUGCGCACGUCGGGCUGCAGACCCUGGCGGGUCAGGCGCUCCGGCUCAGCCUAGGCGGCGGGCCGGGGGGCGCAGCAGAGCCGGGGGCGCUCGACCUGGCGCUGCAGUACGUGCUCGCGCUCUACCACGGCCAAGUGUUCCUGAAGCGCUUCCUGCGUUUGCGGUACCCACGGCAGCGGGAGCAGCAAACCAGGGACACAGUACCCGCAGCCCCGGACGCCCAGAGCCUUUGGGAGGCUGGUGGCCAGCGACGAGGACCCCAAAGUCCAAAGGGCAUAGAAAGAUCCCCUACCCAGGGACUGCCUGACCUCCUUCGCUUCCUUUUCUUCGGAAUGCACGGCUUUCUGGAUGAGAUCUUCUUCACCUUCUUCUUCAAUGUGCUGGGACAGGGGGACGGGACCAGCAGUGGUCACACAUCUCUCUGGUCUUUCUUCAUGUAUGGAAGUUGUAGUUUCGUGGUGGAAAAACUCUACUUCCACCUUCAAUACAGUCGUGGCUGGGGCACGUGGAAGCGGGUGCCCAUCUACGUGAUCUUCAUCUAUGCUUGGGAGUUUUCCUGGGGUCUGGGACUUCGCAUGUGCGGGGCCUGUUCCUGGGACUAUUCUCACUACCCGCUUAAUUUCAUGGGUCUCAUCACCUUGAUGUAUUUACCGGGUUGGCUGUUUCUUAGUGUGUACCAGGACCUUCUGUCCAACGUGUUGUGGCGGGUGCAGUAUGUCCCAACGAACUAAGUUUGGGGGGAUGCGGGGGUGAAGAAAAGAAAGUUAUUGGGAUCUGAAAAAUGAUGCAAUUUAUUUUUCCACAUUUUAAACAAGGUGGCUUUGCUUUCUGUCUUUUAAUUUUUUUAUAUACACUUUACUAAACUCUUCCAACAUGUUCUUGACAUUUUAGUUUUCUGGACUACUUGGAAUCUCUAUAUGUAAAGUUCAGUACUUUGGAAUGUUACUCAAAAAUAACUCAGAAUAUUUAACUCAUCAACAAUUAAAACUUUAUGAGGCCAAACAGCAAAACCACUCGACCUUAACAUCAGGAACGGGUAGUAUUCACGUGACCUCCAGGAGCGAUAGCUACAUAUUUUUUUGUUCCUCUGCGGAAGUUUUCAGACCAGAGAACGGUGACGACUUCAAGUUUCUGAUGUAAUGAUCUGUUUACUUUCUUUUCGAUGCAAUUUCAUUCCCACCUUCUUUCCAUGUUUACCCAGUGGCGGCUGAAACUCCAUGUCUUUUACUUCAGAAACUUCAGUCCACAGCUAUUAAAGUGCCUCUGUCCAGCAUACAGGUGAGAGGAAGCUGGCAAGUGUGAAAACAUCCCAUGAACACAUUUUGACAUGAGGAAGUCCUUUCUGUCAACCCCAAUAGGUGACACUGUGUUGAGAUAUUUGAUCGCCAUCUUGGAAAUGAUUGCUUUCCAAUGUUGGCUAGCCUUAAACACUACCUGUGUUAACAUUGACCAGACCAUGGUGUUAUCCAAACUUUUGUAACUGUGCAAUAACUUACUCUUUACCCUAUAUGUCCCAGGGUCAAGUGACUUAGACCACCUUCAAUAGUGUUCUAACUCUAAGGACCCUUUUUCUACACAGAGUUUCAAAUAUAGAAAAAGUGCUUUGGAAAAAAAAAAAGAAUCUGAAUUCUCCCUCUAAUUACAUUAGGCCUAAUCGUUUUCUCUACUAACUGAUGUGUUUUCUCCAUAUUUUCCCCAAAGUUCCCUUUUUUAAAAAAAAAUAAAAAUUCCAGGCCCAGAAUUUGGGGUCAGGCUGAUGCAGUAAUAGACAGUAUAAAUCCAUGAUAGCUUUUUGACAGCUUAUGAUUAAUUCAUGUCUAAAAGCUUCAAAGUUAAACGAGAUGAUGGAAGCCAUUCUAAGAAGUGAUAUCUAAUUGAUUAAUAAUGUACUCUGAGGGUGUUUGUUGUUUUAUUGUAUUUAGAAGACCAAGUAGGAUGGAGUGUGGCUCAGGCAAGGAUGACCAAUAACCUCUCAGCUUUCAGAACAAAGAUAAUUAGGAAAACUUAGAACGUGUCUUAAUGAGUUUAAAUCUUCAAUUCGCCUGUGCUGUAAAAAGGGAUGCUUUUGUUUCAAGGAAAGAAAACGUUGCUAUGAAAGUAGAAAAGACUAUAUAUUUACAUGUGAUGUCCAGUUCUGAUGGUGUUAUAGUCAUCUAUCCCCUGAGCUAAACUAUAAGUAAUGAUGUGUAAUCAACCGCCCCUGUGAGAUGGAUGACGGCCAACUAAUUCUUUUCAUCAGCCAAAAGUUAAAAGGCUCUAUGUCUACCAAAGGCUUCUCAUAAGAUUUUUAUGACAGUUUGUCCCGGGUCAAAGGUUUCUGAAAAUGCUUGAGGGGAAACUUAUCUAAAUAGAGGCAGUAAAGCUAGACACUGGACGAGGUGUUUGUACUUCUAAUGGGACACGUGCAAGGGAAUCUAAGUUUAGUGUAUCACGGCUGCACAUCGCACACCCCUGGCAAGGUCAAGUCAGCACCUGGGCUGUUGAAAUGCUUAUUAAACUGUUUGCACUCAUCCCCUGCAUCUGCUGCUCUCAGAGCCACAGAGGAGCCCACUAGGCUCCUCUGACUCACAAAAACCCCAUGUACGGACACACAACAUUUUGUUCUCCUUUUAACACUUCCCCAUUAAAGGACAGAGCAAAGUUUUCACUCAUUAGACUUCUUUAAAUAUAGUACCCAGACACUUUCCAGGUCCAUAUGGACACGGCAAUGAACCACUAGACAAAUCUUUUUCCUUAUGAAGUUGGCAACCUGUUUUGAUUUAUUUCAAAUUACACUCCUUUUGUUGUU
This is a messenger RNA of Rattus rattus (black rat), 3230 nucleotides long. RefSeq names its product transmembrane protein 229A (gene Tmem229a). The record is from RefSeq and is a predicted model, not a curated record. The coding region runs from base 64 to 1173 and encodes 369 amino acids. The transcript has a single exon. Lineage: Eukaryota; Metazoa; Chordata; Mammalia; Rodentia; Muridae.